Aedes albopictus (Asian tiger mosquito) is the source of this 4231-nucleotide messenger RNA. Its product is annotated as protein lifeguard 1. The record is from RefSeq and is a predicted model, not a curated record. The transcript has 4 exons. Lineage: Eukaryota; Metazoa; Arthropoda; Insecta; Diptera; Culicidae. The coding region runs from base 220 to 966 and encodes 248 amino acids.
UACUCCCCAACAACAACAGUCACUACUAGCACUACCGCUAUUCUGACCAACCAUUUUAAAUGCGGGGAUUUUCUUUUAACUCGCUGACGCAACAAGAAAAUUGCGAAAAUCUUUUUGAAAAACAAUUUAUUCGAGUACUAGUUUAGUGAUUUUGAAGCACUUUAAAAUAAGUAAAUCGUCCAAACUCGAAUCAACUGUUUCCUUUCAGAUUCACACAAUAUGGCAGAAGUACCGUAUCAAACAAUGCACAACCCAGACCAAGCACCGAAAACGGUUCCCCUGGAUCCGGAGAGCCAGGUGGAAAUCCGUGGCAUGUCAUUUUCCGAGGAAUCCAUCCGAAAGGCCUUCAUCCGAAAAGUGUACCUCAUUCUAACGGUUCAAUUGGCCAUCACCAUGGCGUUCAUUUCGCUGUUCAUGUACCAUAAACCGGCCAGGAUCUGGACCAUGGAAAAUCCAUGGGUCGGUACUAUCGCUUUCGUGACCAUGUUUGUGGUGCUCAUCAUUAUGGCCUGUUGCGGAGAGAUGCGACGGAAAACUCCUCACAAUUUCAUAUUUCUGGCCAUGUUCACUGCGGCUCAAGGGCUGAUGUUGGGAAUCGUGGCCACCGCGUACGAUUCCAAUGAGGUUCUCAAGGCGGUUGGUAUCACAUGUGCCAUUUGUGUCGGCCUGACCCUGUUCUCGUUCCAGACCAAGUGGGAUUUCACUGUCAUGGGAGGUUUCUUGUUUGUGGGUUUGUUGGUGGUAUUCAUUUUCGGAAUCAUAGUAGCGUUCUUCCCGGGAAGUGCGGCAAGCUCGGUUUAUUCCGCCUGUGGAGCGCUACUGUUCUCGUUGUAUUUGAUUUACGAUACGCAGCUUAUGAUUGGAGGAAAUCACAAGUAUUCAAUCAGCCCGGAGGAAUACAUAUUUGCGGCGCUUAAUCUAUAUUUAGAUAUUAUCAAUAUUUUCUUGUUCAUUUUGAGAAGAUAAACAGAUUAAUUUGGCGAUAAUUAUUUGUCACAGUUUUUACUGAUGGAAUGCUAUUCAAAUGGUGAACCCUAAAAAUUUCAAACAAAGGAUUAUUUGCAUUUGAAUUCGGAAACAAAUUUAUUCCCUUGAAUUUAACGGGUGUCCACUAAAUAACGAGAAUGCUUCCAAAGUGCUCUUAAAAAUAUAUGAUCUUCAAAAACGGAAAUCUGAAUAUAUCUAUCAUAAAGGUUUAACACUGUUCUUUCAUGGAAAAAUAUAAAAUUUUAGAAAAUUGAACGUAGUAACUUGUACAGCAUAUUUGUGUAGUGAUGUUGGAGCAACUGCUUUGUACGACUUUUAAAAUUUAACUUUCACGCAUUUUCUGCAUCUGUGAAAUAGUUAGUUGAAAUAAUUGACUUCCAAGCUACCUUUAGCAUCUACACACUCAAACAACAAUAGGAAAAAAAAAAUUGGGGAUACUGACUGGUUUUACUGCUUUGAUGGCAGCCUUUUCUCGUAAAUGACGUUUAUUGAAAUUUCCAAAAAAUGCCAUUUUUCUGUAUCAUAAAAACGUGUCAAUGUAAUUUGUUCACUGCGGUUCAUUGUUGACAUUUUUGUGUGCUAUUUUAUUUUAUAACAAACCAUUUAGGGGUAGGCGGGGCAUAAUGAGCAGGUGGGGCAUAAUGAGCACCUUGUAUUUUCACUGUAAAUCUUCAAAUUAACAAAACAAAUUGCUUGAUUGUAGCUUAAUUAUCUAAAAUCCAAUGAAUUGAUGACAAAACAUUAGUCAAAAAAUCUGUUUACCUUGAAAAAUUAAUCAAAAUGCGUAAAGUGGUCAUGUACUGGGAAAAUAUUAUAAGAAUCAGGUGACCUAAAAUAAGGUUUUGGGAAUCGAAAUCACAACUUACUGGGCAUCUAUCGAUUUUCUUGAUAUUUCAUACGCCAAUGAAAUGUAUUUGUAACACUUUUCAACUAUUUGUAUAAUUAUUUUGUUGAAAAAAUAUGCUUCAAAGAGUUGGUAGUAGGGUGGGGCAAAAUGAGCAACUGGUGAAAAAAUAAUGAAAAUGGUAAACAUCUUCAACAAACGAAUUUUAAUUAUGGUUUUCUUUGUUUUGAUGCAUAUAGUAAGGUUUUGUCUGUAACUUUCAAGUUAUUAGCUUGAAAAUCUCAGUAUCUGUAUAUCAUCACCGUUUAAAAAUUCCUCAAUAGAAGACUCCUUGAAACCUCACAGUUCCCUGCAAAUUAAACCCCGUAAUCCCUUCAAAUUCUCAUUGAUUGUUGACGGUAAGCUUUAUCAUUAGCAAGAAUAGUCAAUUAGCAUUUGAUUGUGUGCAAAACUGGUAUUGAUCAUCCUGCCCCAUCUAGGGUGCUCAUUAUGCCCCACCCUCAAAACGCAACUCGCGAUUUUAUACGUUUUUGAAAACAUAAAAUUUUACAACAUUUAUAACUUUAUUCGGAAUUUCAACGAUUAGCUUUUGUCAGUUAAGGUUCAAAUGAGGAUUGAACGUUAAAAUUACACAUUGGUUGCACUUAAUUUACUGGAUUUAGUGACAAAAUGCUUAAGCUGCUCAUUAUGCCCCGCCUACCCCUACAUGUUGUCCAACGUGUAAAUGUGAUUUGAUGUGAAUAUUUGAUAUUUUACACGGCAUUCUAUUGAUUUAUCCAGCCCAUGACGCAAAAGUACGUUUAAUGAUGUGAAAUGAUUUCAUGCUUAUUGAUUUAGCUAGUUUACAUCUAUUUCCAUCAGGAUCUGUUUCUAGGGAUGCCAGGUUGUAGAGUUCAUUCAAAACUGGACAGAUUUUAGGUUUUCUUUUAACUUUUUUACGGUUUUUUUUAGCAAUCGGUAGAGCCGUCCAAGGCGCUUAACUAGUGCUUCCUGUUUCAAUGUCGUUUUCUACAGAACAGAAUAAGUUGAAACAAAAUAAAAAAUACGCUGACUUUGUGGAUAGAUAGAUGAUUGUUUUGCAUAAAAAAAAAAACUUUUCUCUAUGGGCGCUUGUAUUUUUUUAAUCAGUUGCUAUUUAGUGGACACCCGUUAUUACUAUUUGUGAGUUUUAUGUUACGGACCUAUUUUAUUAAACAAUUUCAAUAAGUAGGAAAUUUCUACUUUCCUACUAAAUCUAUAUAUGGAGUUGUAGAAUAUUUACUUCCUUAAGGUUCCUUGUCCAAAAAAAUUCACUAAUUUACAUAGAUUUGGUAAAAAAUCCUCUAGACACGCAUUCCAGUUUUAAAAAGAUGUGUUUAAAUCCCCAAAUUCCAGAAGACAUCCUUUUGUUAUACAAUCUGUGCGGUUUGCUUUAUUAAUGGUUUCGGUUCGAAGUUAACAUUUCUCGGUUAGCAUCGACGUGAUUAAUCGUGACUUAUGUAAUGAAGGUGAAAUCACAGCAACACUGCGACUUGUAUAGGGGUUGUUCAUAAACCAUGACCAAAGUCUACCCUCCCUACAAAUUUCAAAUUUUUGUAUGAACACAAGUCUACGAGGAGGAGGGAGGUGUCUGAAUUUGGUCUACGUGAUUUAUGAACAAUCCCAUAUGAAUGAUUUUUGAAAGCUCGCAAAUAUUUCAAUGCUUACUGGUAGAACUUGUACGUAGUAAAGAUGAAUGUCAAUUUUAGACACCAUAUUCGAUUAUGUUGUUGAGUUAAAAUCAUGCGAAACUUUUUUGUCAGUGAACUUAAAAACCUUGGUAAAUUUAUUAGGCAUUGUUUUACUGGUUGCAAUGAUACCAAGCAAAUUACUCCAACCAUAAAUUGAUGCCAAGAUUCAACGGAAUAGAGUAACUGAGACUCCACUAAACGUGAACCAUGUUUUCUAUUAACUCAAUAAUGUUUAAGUGAUAUUUAUAAUCGGUAAAAUUGUACAUUCUCAAGUCUCGUGAAUUGGCCUAGACAUCAUUAAAACCUUUGUAAUAUGUAAUCCCUAUUUUAUACCUUACCAAUAACAUUAUUAUUCAAAACAUGGAACUACAUUGAACACUCUUUCAACUUAUCAGAAUCAAGGAAUCGUCUUUUUUAAUUUUCAUAUUGAUUGUUUCAAUAUGCAAAUUAAUAAAGGUUUAUCCAUCUAAUGAGGUUUACUAUCCUUACGUCUAUUGCGUCUCAAACUACAUACACUCUAUCUAGACUAAUCUCAAAUUGAAAGUAAAAUAGAGCUAAACCUGAAGAUAGACGCGAAGUAUACUAACCUCACCCAAGAAAUUUGGACAAUACAAAAGCAUCGAUGUCUUUAAUGUACCCACGCAAUGAAGUCUUGAGAGUAACGGAUAAAUAGUUCCAGAAAAAAAUACAA